Rotaria sordida is the source of this 1026-nucleotide messenger RNA. NCBI's taxonomy places the organism in Eukaryota, Metazoa, Rotifera, Eurotatoria, Philodinida, Philodinidae. The record is from the annotation of a GenBank genome assembly.
AUGCAUUUUUCUAUUAAUGCACUUUCAUUUAUAUCUCCACCAGCAAUUAUUAAUUGUGCUUCACUAAGCAUAACCAAUACCGAACAAAAAUAUAAACUUGUAAUAUUUCCAAGUGGCAAUACAUUUUCUAUUGUUAAUAAUAAACAGUGUUCAAAUUCAGAACAUGAUGGAUUAAUUACUGUACAAAGUGGCGAUAACAAAUAUCUGGCAAUGGCUUUCAAAGAAGGUGCAAUAGCUGAAUUACAUGAAGCACAAAAAUUAUUAGGAAAAGCUAUGAAUACAGAUAUUGAAUCUGAUUAUAAUCCAGAACAAGAAAAUAAAAUGAAAACAAAAACCAUAACAAUUGUUAAACAACAAUCAAAAGAACCAACAAUUACAAGCUUAUCAGAUAUUCCGUUUGGAGAUUUGGGAAAAGCAUUUAAAAAUGUAACUAUUAAUUCACAAUCAAAAAAUGUACAUAGUACAUUAGGCGCUGGUGAUAAUCUUCGUCAUUUAAAACAAACAAUUAAUAAUUCUGAUAGUAAUGCUUGUGAAGAUUUAAGAUCAUCACUACAACGACGACAUAGCAAACGUACAAAAGCAACAAAUAUAAAAUCAAAACGUCAAUGUACAUCAUCAAAAAAGUCUACUCCACUAAAUACAGCCAUAUCAACUCCAUCAUCUACUUUUAUGGUUGAUACACAACAAUUGGAAUAUGAUGACGAUGAUGAUAGUGAUUAUGAAAAUAAACCACCACCACGAAAGCCAUCAAAUCAAAUAACACCAUCUUCAUCAUCAAUAUCAAUUCUCCAUACACCAAAAUCAUUAGCUGGUCGAAAAAUUCUUGGUACAAAUGAUGAUAACAAUGAUGAUAAUGAACAACCAUCAAAAAAAGAACUUGUAUUUUUAUUAAAAAAAUUAUUGUUAAGUAUUACAAAAAUAGAAGAAAAAUAUUUGAAAGAAAUAUUAAUUGGACAAGAAAGACAAGAAAAUAUGAUUAAAAUGUUAUUUGAAAAUCCAAAAAAAAAACCAAAAAGCCUUAUGUAA